AUGGAUAUUCUCACCCGCCUGAUUGCGGGCUCCGGCUCAUCGCCAACCAAACAAAGAACAAAUACUCCUGCAGAGCGCCUUGCGUCCUGCAAGAGCAUCUGCAAUGCUUUGACGCAUACCUGGCGCAGCGGCAACGUCGAGCGCGAAGAUGAGGCUGCAUUGAACUACACUCUCAAGCUCCUGCAACGCCUCGAAGCCAUCCUACACGACGAGUCACGAAGAGCCGCACCACAUUCCUGUCUUCGCUAUGUGGCCUCGAGUCAAGCCUAUAUCAUAAUUACGAAGCUUGCUGUCUCCUCCUCGAAUACCGAUAUCAUCAAGACCUCCGCCCAGCUCUUCCACAUCCUCAUCAAUGGCGAGGCCGAAGGGCUGCUCGACAGCAAAUUGUUUACCAGGUCACUGUUGGAUCUAGUCUGCUUUGCUACAAUAGGGGGAAGAAUCAUUGUUGAAGAACGCCUACAAACAGAUCUGGUGGAACUCUUGUUCGAAAUUGCUACCAAGAUCAGGUUGGAUCCAGAUAUCCUUCCAGCUUGGUUCUACCCAGACCGAGAGACAACUCGUGGCCGCAACGCCGCGGACGACACUAGGAGAAGUCAGUUCCCGUUGUUCCAUGUUCUGGUACAGUAUGUCCAUCACGACGGCCCGGUCGGGGACUUCGCCCGGACGGCGCUGUUAUACCUGACCGAAACUGCGUCCAAGUUCAAGCCACUUGAAACCUGGAUGAUUGAGAGUGACCUAGCACCUCAGAUGGCUAGUGGCCUCGGUGCUUUGUACAGCAGGCUUAGCAGGCAGUCGACUACCUUGUCAGGACACGUAUCAGCGCCGCCCAUCGUCCUUUUCUCAGACCAUGCGGAGAGCAUAGCGCGCAUUGCAGAGCCGACUGCAGAGCUGCAACAGGACAGCAAGGCAUUCUUCACGUAUUUGGCUUUCUGGCAGGAUACUCUGAACCAUUGUAAGUCGGUGGAGGUCAGUGACACUUUACUCGACCACUUCCAGGUGCUUUUUGUCCAGCAACUGUUGUACCCGUCGCUGCUUGAAUCAUCAGAUGUGGAGGGGGGUUCGACCGCUGCUGUUAUCGAUCAUCUGUCACAGAUCUUGCGCGCACUUCAUCAUUUGCAACUUGUGGAUCGUAUAUUGCAGUAUCUUCUUGCUUCACCCAAUAUGCCUCAGCAUCCGAGGGACAGAGGUCACCGACGCCAGCGUAUGUCCGUCAGCAGAAGAAAAAGCAUCGAUCAUUUGAAGGCCUUGGCGGAAGUUGCGGACAGCCCGUCUCCGAACUUGUUCAACCUUCUUGACCUGAUGGUAAUGAGCUUGAAGUCGCGUCAUGCGCAGACCGUCAAUGCUUGCCUCAGUUUACUAUCCGUUAUUCUCGAACAUCAUCAUUCGCAUGUUCUUCCGAAUCUGUUCAGACUCGUACCCACCACGAUGGCUCCAGGUCAACGGGGUGUCAAGCACCUGAACACUUCUCUGCUCAAGUUGGUUGACUAUAGUGCGACAAUUGCCAAGAAUCCAGACCUGGACGCCUCAUACCAGGGCGCGCUGUCGGAUGGGCAAGUCAUUCUCGAACAGCACAGCUGCUUCAGGAUAGAUGAGUCGGAGGUGAAGCCUGCCAAUACCACUACUAUGUCCAUAUCUCAUGAAUGCAAGCUUUUCGAGGCUAUCCUGACCCUGUUACGAACCUUCUUUGCAAACGACACUACGACGAAUUUGAGCUUGACUAGGGCCAUAUUGGACCUGGCUGCUUGCCAGCACAUGAACGUCCACGGAUGGCUCCUACCAUCGGAUAGUGGACUAGACGCGGAAGACCGUUCGACGCUCAACAUCAUCUUCGUCGUCUCCGAUCUGAUUGAACAAGUUCGUCAAUGGCGGUCACAAUUCACUGAAUGGGAUCAGCUCAUCAGUAGAAGAAGGUAUGAAUUAGAUGAUGAGGAGCCACCCUUACGUCCUUCCAAUUCACGCAGCAUUUCCGGGCAGAUCACGGACACCAAAGUUGGUGAAAGGACUUCGCCUUCAAGUCUCAAUUCUCGGUCACGACCGACAACUCCUCAGAAGACUACGACGACCGAGUUUGGGUCCAUAGAUAGUACAGUAUCUACGACUAGAGGACAUCGUGGCAGCUUGGUGGAACGUACUUUGGCCCAUUCGCCUUUACGCUGGUCAACACCCGUACAACCUGAGCAGUACGAUGUUGAGGCGAAACAUCAUGACCCAUUGGUCGUACCACCAGCUCGAACGCCACUGAAGACACAAAUUCAAUUGUUAUACGCAAAAGCACCGGAAGAGGCGUCCGAAUCUCUGCCUGUACAUGCUGGCAGGAAGCAGAGCUCAGGUCCAGCACCUGACCAAAGGCUAGCGCUGCGCGGAAGUGACGAUUCGGGCUCUGCAACUCCCGUUGGGGCCCGAGAUGAGAACGGAGCUCGAGGCCAAGUCACUCUCAGCCACGUAUUGACGAAUGCCAUCAUUCUCCAGGAGUUCAUCCUCGAGCUUACUGCGAUAAUACAGCUUCGGGCGACAUUUUUCAAUGGGGUCGACUUUGGAACAACUGUCUCUGGUUAG
Molecule: messenger RNA, 2556 nt
Organism: Cladophialophora yegresii CBS 114405
Lineage: Eukaryota; Fungi; Ascomycota; Eurotiomycetes; Chaetothyriales; Herpotrichiellaceae
Exons: 3
Coding region: 1-2556 (851 amino acids)
Source: RefSeq, a predicted model, not a curated record